Molecule: messenger RNA, 1573 nt
Organism: Anopheles moucheti
Lineage: Eukaryota; Metazoa; Arthropoda; Insecta; Diptera; Culicidae
Product: LHFPL tetraspan subfamily member 2a protein
Exons: 2
Coding region: 50-730 (226 amino acids)
Cellular component (GO): membrane
Source: RefSeq, a predicted model, not a curated record
UUUGCUUUUUCAAUAAAUUCAACUUUCUGUUCGGUUUAAAACAAAGAAAAUGUGUGCCUGUCGGUUGUUAAUAACAAGCCGCAGCUUUGCAUGGUUUGUAGUUACGCUGGUCGCAUGCAUGACGCUGUUCUGUGCAAUCGUUCAUCCGAAAUGGCUCAUCGGUCCGGAAGUGAUACGAAUCGCGAACGAGGAAUCCAACUUUACCGUAGUUCGUCAUCCAUCGGUAGGAAUUUACAACAGAUGCAAGCGGAUGGGCAACACGGAGUACAACUGUGGCAAUUUCGAUCUGAAUGGGCUGCUGACGGAUUCGAGCGUUUUCCCGGUGCCGUGGAAAUUCACCAUGUUCCUGAUGUGUGUGGGUACGAUUCUGCUUAGCCUAACGCUGCUCAGCAUGCUGGUCAUCUGCUGUCGGGUACAUUCGUUCUUCGGCUUCAGCAUGCAUAAAUUCCUGUGCAUUUUUCAAGCAAUCUCCGCCAUGUUGGUGUUGUGUGGCUAUCUCGUCUAUCCACUCGCCUGGGAUGCGCCGCGUGUGAAGAAACUCUGCGGCCCGGAUGCUGAACCUUACUCACCGGCCGAUUGUGCGCUUGGGGAGUCGAUUUACAUCGGUGCUAUCGGUGUGCUGCUCACAUUCUGCUGUACCGUGCUGAGCCUCAAGGCAGAAGCCGGUUACUACAGUGCCAAAGCACAGCGUCGCGUCAUCGACGGGGAUGCUCUAGUUUGCAUUGUGUGAACCGAACCAUGGCACGCUUUUGCUUAAACUGAACGAAUCUCGAACGAAUAUGUAUGAAGGUGCAGCUAGAUUACCCGCUAGACAUAGCGGGUAAGCAACUAGAAACAACAUCAAAGAAUGCGGGGAUUUUCCUUACUGUGGUUACCGAAGAGAUAUUUUUUACCAAGCGCUACAAAACGGUACAUUAUUCAGACGGUUCCAGGAACGCAUUUAGCAUUCAUUUGGGAUGCAGACAAAAUUAAACCAAAGUCCAUUCGGUCAUAUAUUCCAGUGAAAAAGUUAGGAAGCUUGAAGCAAAAGUGAAAAACUUUAGGAAGAAACAUGACACUUGAUAUCGUGCGCUCUCUCUCUUUCUGUUUAGUAAUGUUGGGUGAAUCAAUUACUGUAAAUCUCCCAGAAUCUUAAGAAAUAAGAAUUGCAGUAAUGAAAUGAAAUAACUCAGUUUCUUACCAGAAAUUCUUCAUUCAGAAGCUAAACGCUAAUAAUCUAAAAUCAUGGAUUGAUGGAUGAAACUUUGAGGAUUCAUGACUCAUAAAUCCUCGAGAACUCUUGAAUACUUGAGGAUUAAUGAAUAUGUUUAGACUCAAUUAAUGAUUAAAAUGAUUCUUCGCUGAAGUGUCAUACGAAUGACUCCUUUCGAAAGAUUCAUUAGGCACAACACUACUGUUUAAUAUUAUUCAACACUCCUCGAACACACGGUGCCUUCCAAAUGUACACCAGCACAAUUUACGUAUAUGUAUAAGCAUGUAAGUCAUUCGAACUUACACCACGACUCGCGAGUACCGCCCACUCCCAUGUGCCAAGUAUUGUAUGCAUUCGAUGUACUUUUUAUAGGCCAUAUUU